Molecule: messenger RNA, 1094 nt
Organism: Coffea arabica (coffee)
Lineage: Eukaryota; Viridiplantae; Streptophyta; Magnoliopsida; Gentianales; Rubiaceae
Source: RefSeq, a predicted model, not a curated record
AACAUUUUCAAAUAUGGCAUUGCAAAUGCUUUGCUUUGUUAUUUGAUAAGCUUCCCAUUUCUGGACAGCUAAAAACGUAAUUGGUUGAUUACAAAGGGAGAGAUGCAUGCUGUUGGAAUAUGCUUCAAGUUAUAUGUAAAGUUAAAUUACUAUGCAUGGUUCAAACGUCAAAAACACCUGUUCACUUAGUUUUAGCGCUGCUAGUACCAAAUUGACUUGGCAAGUGAACUCGCUGCAUAGAGAUGGUGUUUCAAUUUUCCUUCACCGUUCACCACCAACAAAAUACUGGCCAGCUAUUUUAAGAAUUUGUAGAUGUUGGAUAGUCUUAAUGAACGUGCUUACAAUGUGCUUAUUCUGCUGAAUAAUUUGGUGAUUGAGGAAUUUGAUCUGUUAUCCCCCUGAUGGCUGCAAGACAAACUGUGAAGACAAGUGUGGUGAAUAAAAACUGCUCCCCUGUUUGGAAUGAAAGUCUGACUCUUAGUUUGAAGGAUCCUAAUGUCCCAUUUGUUCUGAGAGUAUUUGAUAAAGACACGUUUACAGGAGAUGAUCCAAUGGGAGAUGCAGAAUUCAACGUGAAACCGUUUCUCGAGUGUUUGAAAAUGGGUUUGCAAGACCUCCCAGAUGGGACUAAAGUUGACAGAGUUCAACCGAGCCACGACAAUUGCCUUGCAGAUGAGAGCUGCAUUGUUUGGAACCAGGGUAAAAUGUUCCAAAAGAUGAUACUUAGGUUGAGAAACGUGGAAUGUGGUGAAGUAGAAAUACAACUUGAAUGGCUUGAUUAUCCUGGAUUUAGAGGCUAAAAGCAAGACUGAUUCCUUCGCUGUUGUGUGCUUGUGAUUCGAGGGCUGAUGAUGAAGGCAUACAAUCUAAGUUCUUGCUGUAUAUUUAUGGCUGUUCCUCAUGUAAUGUUUGAGAGCUAAGGCAUGACCCUCACAGGAAACUAUGUCGGCCUCUUGUAUGGCUAUUGUUCAGGUUACUGCUUUGCUGGUGUUGCUAUAACAAAUAUAACCUUUUCUGUUUCUUUACUUGGGAGGGGGAAUGAAGGAAGCAGAAAAGGAUAACGGGAAUAAGAGAAUAUUGAAUCCUUGCUUCAA